This is a messenger RNA of Tetrahymena thermophila SB210, 1449 nucleotides long. Its product is annotated as kinase domain protein. Gene Ontology annotation, molecular function: protein serine/threonine kinase activity; ATP binding. The record is from RefSeq and is a predicted model, not a curated record. NCBI's taxonomy places the organism in Eukaryota, Ciliophora, Oligohymenophorea, Hymenostomatida, Tetrahymenidae. Gene Ontology annotation, biological process: intracellular signal transduction; protein phosphorylation. The transcript has a single exon.
AUGAUUCCUAAAUAAUCAAAAUCAGUAAAUUAUCAAAGGAUAUAAGAAUAAGCAAACUAAUUUAAUUAAUAAGGAGAUAGAACCGUCCAACCUACGAAAAAGACUAUUUUAGAUAUUAGCGAUUAUCUCAACUUGAAUAUGAAGCAUUCUCUGGGAAAAGGAUCUGCUGGUAAAGUCUUGAAAGUUUAUGAUUUCGAAGUAGAAAAACUAUAAGCAAUUAAAUUGUACGAAAACGAAGAUUAUUUUAACACAGAACAAAAUAUCAUCAAUAAUCUACCUGGCGGCUUACCUGUAAUACCUUUUCUGAAUGAAAAAUAGCACAAAUUUUUUUGCUUCUUACUCAAAGAUCAGCAAUCUGUAGUACCAUAAGGAUAUAGAUUUAGAAAUGAUCUCUUUAUUGAAGAUAAGUAAAGACUUGCUUUAAUAAUGGAUGUAUAUGAUGUUAAUCUAGUACAAUACCUCUAAGACACUGCAGAUAACAAUGAUUUUACAAACGAAGAAAAAAUUUACCUUGCAAAAGUCAUAUUUGCUAAAAUUUUUUUAUGCGUCUACCAUCUUCAUUAAAAUGGUUUGAUACACUGUGAUAUUUCAUUGGAUAACUUUUUGGUUAACAUUAAUCAAGAUAAAGAAACACUUUAAAUCUUUAUUAAUGACUUUAAUCAUACUAAAAAUAAUCAAAAUGCAAUAAUCGAUAAUACAUUAAUUUCUGGAAAACACUUUCCUCCUGAAAUUUAAAUAACUUCGCCAAUUACAUGUGAAAUUCACACUCCUGAUCAUACUAUUAAUGCUAAAAGACUAGAUUUCUACUCUCUUUUUUGCUGCUACUACUAGAUAUUUAGCAUCCUUAAAAUACCAAUUUAAAAUCUCGAUCAGGAUUCUUAUUCUGUAAUGAAUUAUUUUUACAGACCACAUCAAAAUUAUGAUAUUAUUUGCCAGGAGAUUAUCAAAAUAAUAUUUGAUUUAGAUGUAGAUGAAGAUUUUAUGAGGUAUUUACUUAUUGAAACAUAUGAUUUUCCUAACAGUGUCUUCAUAACAUUAUAAAACCAGAAUUAACUAAAAGAUAUUCUGUUUGAAUUAUAAAAUGAUAAGAGCAUAUUUGAUAACUUAGUAUUAAAUUUUACUGAAAAUAAAGAAAAAGACUUACUCGAAUUUGAUUUUAAAGUUUUUUAUAAAGAACAAAUCUACAACUUCAAUGAAAUCAAUUAGUAGGAAGGUUAAUAAUAACAACUUGUUGUAAAUGAUAUACAAAAGGAGAAGAAUGUUAUUAUUUUGUUUAAUCCUGAGGAUUCAUAUUUAUCCUUUUAUUUCAAUGAAAGCUAAAAUGUUUUAAUUUAAUAGGAAACAUAGUGGUUCGAAAGAUUCAAAAAGCUUGUUCUUUCAGCAAUAGGAAAAGGCAAUUACGAAAUAAAUAAUAUAACUUUAAAUAAGCCUACAUCGAAUGGUUAAUGA